AUGGCUUUUAUCCACGUCGGUAUUUUAGUCUACGACUACCAGGCCAUUGAUGUUGUCGGCCCAGUUGACCUACUUCACUCGGCCAAUGCUGGAUUCCUGGAAGUGUCUAAAGUCUUUGGCCCCAUCGAUAAUGAUGCUAUUUCUCAUGCUCCAAAUUUCAUUUUUCAUCACGUUGGCAUCACGAAAGACCCAAUCCAUCUUUUUACCAGCGCGAUUACCCUUACCCCAACUACGACGGUGGAUGAGUGCCCCGAGCUGGAUAUCAUCUUGUUGGGAGGUCCUAAUCCCGUGGGCUUUGUGCUGCACCCGAAAUACCUCGACAUCAUCCGUCGACACAUUAAUGCCGGAAAGUUGCUCUUUACGACUUGUACUGGCUCAGCAGUACUUGCCUCUACGGGUCUUCUAGAUGGAAAAAACGCAACUAUCAACCACGCUGACAAAUGGGUCGUCGAUGGAAAUAUUUGGACUGGAGCUGGUGCUGUUGCGGGAAUGGAUAUGCUAGCGCAUUGGCUCAAGGAGAAAUUCGGAGAAGACAUACUGACAUAUGCUGCCCGGAACCUAGACUAUGAGCCUCGAUGCGUGGAUGGCGUGACACCCAUGAUCCCUAAGAGAUACGACGAAAACGGAAAACAGCUUAGCACCCAUGAGUUUUUCUAUUAUUGA
Fusarium odoratissimum NRRL 54006 is the source of this 663-nucleotide messenger RNA. RefSeq lists its product as uncharacterized. Lineage: Eukaryota; Fungi; Ascomycota; Sordariomycetes; Hypocreales; Nectriaceae. Bases 1 to 663 code for a protein of 220 amino acids. The transcript is spliced from 2 exons. The record is from RefSeq and is a predicted model, not a curated record.